GACAAACUCAGCCUUCUGGAUGACAUAGAUGGUUGUAUGUAGGUAACAGGGUGGUUUCAGGGAUGGCAAAUUCACUUUAGAAAUUGUAAAAUGCCUAACGGUCUUCAGAACAAGAGAUUAGUUAGAAAAGGAAAGUGACAACUGUGUGUUUUCUGCAGGGCCGGUCAGAAAGUCUCUGGUUUCUCUUCAUCCCUGAGGUAUGGGAAGGAGGCCUUUUCAGGAAGAGCAGUUUAUUUUUGUGAAAGGGAUACUUCCUGAUUUCAAACAUUUGGAACUAAACUGGAACCAUUUUUCUUUCCUAUUUCUACGUUUUUGAGGUGUGUGUAAACCCACCAGCGCAGCAGCUGGGAGGACCCCUCAAAGCGGGGCGGGUUGGAUGAGUGAAUCCCAGAGGGUAGAGUCUUUGCCCAGAUUUGAAUCUCAUUUGGGUAAUGUUUCAGAGCCCUGGGUGGCAGAUUGACCAUUUAUUCAACGGUCCUUCAUUCACUCAUCCAGCCACUCAGCACAUCUUUACUGAGCACGUGCCCUGUGCUGUUCUAGGCGCUGAAGGAUAGAAGUGGACGGUUCUCUCCUCAUGGAGCUUAGUUUCCAGCAAUAAGCAAACGUGCUGCAGCGAAAGGCUUCUGGGCUUCUGGCCUGCCGGCGAGAUCUUCCCAACUUUCACAACCGGGUUCCUGCCUGACGCCCGUCUCUAGGGACGCACUCCCGCGGUUGGCAGGGCUGGGGCCCGGCGGAGUCUCGCGAGGAUCUGGUGACUUAUCGCGGUAGCGCCCAGCGGUUGCCGGGAAACGGCGUGGCUUCCGGGGGGCGGGCGCGUUGGUCCGGGAGUCGCGGCUGGGCCUGUCCGCUGGCGUCAUGGCACCCAAAAAGAAAGGGAAGAAAGGCAAAGCCAAAGGCACCCUGAUUGUGGAUGGGCUUGCUCCAGAGGACAUGAGCAAGGAGCAGGUGGAGGAGCAUGUCAGCCGCAUCCGGGAGGAGCUGGACCGCGAGCGGGAGGAGCGAAACUACUUCCAGCUGGAGCGGGACAAGAUCCACACCUUCUGGGAGAUCACACGGAGGCAGCUGGAGGAGAAGAAGGCUGAACUGCGGAACAAAGACCGGGAGAUGGAAGAAGCUGAGGAGAGGCACCAGGUGGAGAUCAAGGUGUACAAGCAGAAAGUGAAGCACUUGCUGUAUGAGCACCAGAACAACCUGACUGAGAUGAAGGCCGAGGGCACCGUAGUCAUGAAGCUGGCACAGAAGGAGCACCGCACACAGGAGGGUGUGCUGCGCAAGGACAUGCGGGCACUGAAGGUGGAGCUCAAGGAGCAGGAGCUGGCCAAUGAGGUGGUGGUGAAGAACCUACGGCUGAAACACACUGAGGAGAUCACCAAGAUGCGGAAUGAUUUUGAGAGGCAAGUUCGAGAAAUUGAGGCCAAGUAUGAUAAGAAGAUGAAGAUGCUGAGGGACGAGCUCGACCUGCGGAGAAAGACUGAGCUCCACGAAGUGGAGGAGAGGAAGAACAGCCAGAUCAACACGCUGAUGCAGCGCCACGAGGAGGCCUUCACCAACAUUAAGAAAUACUACAAUGACAUCACCCUCAACAACCUGGCCCUCAUCAACUCCCUCAAGGAGCAGAUGGAGGACAUGCGGAAGAAGGAGGACCACCUGGAGAGGGAGAUGGCAGAGGUGUCUGUGCAGAACAAGCGCCUGGCAGAUCCUCUCCAGAAGGCUCGGGAGGAGAUGAGCGAGAUGCAGAAGCAGCUCGCCAACUACCAGAGGGACAAGCAGAUCCUGCUUUGCACAAAAGCCCGUUUGAAAGUCACGGAGAAAGAGCUGAAAGACCUGCAGUGGGAGCAUGAAGUGUUAGAGCAGCGGUUCACCAAGGUGCAGCAGGAGCGGGACGAGCUCUACCGGAAGUUCACUGCAGCCAUCCAGGAGGUGCAGCAGAAGACAGGCUUCAAGAACCUGGUGCUAGAGCGCAAGCUACAGGCUCUGAGCGCUGCUGUGGAGAAGAAGGAGGUGCAGUUCAACGAGGUCCUGGCUGCCUCUAACCUGGACCCCGCAGCCCUGACGCUGGUGUCCCGCAAGCUUGAGGAUGUUCUGGAAUCGAAGAACAGCACCAUCAAGGACCUGCAGUAUGAGCUGGCCCGGGUCUGUAAGGCCCAUAACGACCUGCUGCGCACGUACGAGGCAAAGCUGCUGGCCUUCGGGAUCCCUCUGGACAACGUGGGCUUCAAGCCCUUGGAAACAGCUGUGAUCGGGCAGACGCUGGGCCAGGGCCCCGCGGGACUGGUGGGCACCCCCACGUAGCUGCCCCAUUGGGGGGCCACAGCCCAGAGAGCCAGCCUAGGAACACUCUGGAUGACAACCCCUUUCACACCAAGGACAGCAAGUUUUUUAGAUUUUAUCAUCAGCAAAUGAAAGCUUUUCACAUAUUCUUGCCAUCCUCAUUCCUGGCUCUGUGGAGGAGAACCACCUGCAGGACCCUCACCCAUGGUGUCCCUGUCGCUUCCUUCCCUGGGUGCAUGUCCAGGCUGUGUCCAGGCCUACUCCCUGGUCGCACCUCCGACCACAGUCAGCAGCACCUUCUCAGAGUGCCCCGCACUCACCGGGGGCUGGGGCAGUGCUGCACUGUGCUGCCUGUCUUCAUGCCACUGGUGUCCCAUCAAACGGACAGCUUUGCAGGUGCUGGCACUGACUUUAUUGACACCUGAGUCACAGCCGCCCAGUGGGAUUCUCCAGGGGGCCAGGACUUUCCCAGGAAUUGGUGACACCAGUGCUCCCCUGACGAGCAUGAAGCCCACGGGCUCUGUUGAGGGCUGGGUGGGUGCAGCCAGCGUGCGGGAAAGGGCCGGGCUCUGUUGAGGGCUGGGUGGGCGCAGCCAGCGUGCGGGAAAGGGCAGACAGCCUCCUGCUGCCAGUCUUCACUCUAGCUCCCUCGAUAGGUGGUGUAGGACCAGGGGCUCAGCAGCAGGGGCACGUGGAACUUCUGGGCAUUGCUGGUGAUGGUGAACACAACCUGAGACGGAGAGAGGGCCAGGAGAGUAUAAGGGGAUGGCAGCAAACCACCUAUCUGGCCCCAACACACCUGGGAGAAUUCAGUAGCCCAGACUGAGGAGGGUCUGGGAUGGGGCGAACCCUCUGCGCCAGAGGGAUACACCACAGAAGCUGCAGCCCAGUAAGUCACGUGCUUCUGUGGCGGCUCCAGUGUGGGGUGAGGCAGUGAGGUUAGGCCCAGAGAACUGGAGUUGGCUCAGAUGAAAACCUGUGUCAACAAAGAGGGCAUGAGUGGCCCAGCCUCCCCACAAAGCCUGACCCUGAGCAGGUCAGCGAUGGGUGUGUCCUCGUAGAGUCUAUUGCUGCCUGGACACCCUUCUUUUGGGAGCUCAAAGCAAGUGAGCUCAGCUACCUACCACCGCCAGGACCAGUCUGCCCACUGUCUAAAUGAUGCCCGGCCAGCAGGACCUGGCCUGCAGAUCCCAGUGAGUCACGGGCCUCAGGCCCUCCAGCCCACCGGGGCUCUCACCUCCACGUAUGGGUAGAAGCUUUCCUGCCCCCUCUUCCUCCAGUAGCCCUCAGUGUCGAAGGUGAGCUUGUAGGUGCCUGCCUUCAUCUGGUCCGGCAUCAGGAGUCCAGGGCAGCGGCCAUCUGGGUCUGUGUAGCUGGGGAGAGGAUGAGGCUGCAGAGAUGGGGAUGAGAAGCCCCCACCCCAGCUUUCCUGCGUCUGUACCCCAGUGGGCCUCAGACCCUGCCCUGCCACCUGUCAGACUUGGGUGAGCAGACACAGUGGGGCUGUCGGGGCCUGCAGUUCCCGAGCAGUCCAGGGGCACCACUGCCCUGUCUUUAGGAAAUCACAACACAGAGAAGCAAAAAAGGAAAAAGUCUCCCACAAUUGUUAUAGCUGGCAUGUAUUUUUCCAGAUUUUCUCUAUGCAUAUUUGUUUACAAACUUAUAAAGUUAUACUAUUUGUA
Piliocolobus tephrosceles (Ugandan red Colobus) is the source of this 3953-nucleotide messenger RNA. It is a transcript of the gene DRC4, whose product is annotated as dynein regulatory complex subunit 4. The record is from RefSeq and is a predicted model, not a curated record. Lineage: Eukaryota; Metazoa; Chordata; Mammalia; Primates; Cercopithecidae. The transcript is spliced from 11 exons. Gene Ontology annotation, biological process: flagellated sperm motility. Gene Ontology annotation, molecular function: small GTPase binding; microtubule binding. The coding region runs from base 856 to 2292 and encodes 478 amino acids. Gene Ontology annotation, cellular component: Golgi apparatus; microtubule; motile cilium.